CACACACGCGAUGGAGAACACAUCAUACAAAUAUACAUAUAGUACAUAAAGAUGGCUUGAAACCUAAUUAAGGGUUACUGAAAGCGAAACUAUAUAGAUAUAGUAUGGUGGAAAGAGUAGGAAGAAAAUAAUUACACGGUCCACCCACCUAUCAGUCAACAAACCAGCUCCCACAUGAACUCAUGUUCUCUCCUUGCAAUCGAUGCCUAUAUCCAUAUCCAUCGUAAUUAUAAGUCUUAACAAACCUCUUUCAGCUUUCCCAAACUAUUUAUAACACCAACGUUCUAGUACAUCAAAGAAUAAGCCUAGUAACAGAGUGAAAUCGAAUUUCAACUCCAACGGUCGUCUGCUUCUCCAUCGUCGUUUUGUCUUUGUCACUGUUAAGAUGCCGCUGCGCUGCCGUUUUCACCAUCGCUGAGAAGAUCCACUUGCUCCGCUGCCGUUUCAUUUAUGUUCACCGAAGAAGCUUGAUGAUGCGCUGUCGUUUCUUUAUUUCUCCUUUAAGCUGUACUUUCUUUUACUCCAAGUCAGACUUGGUUUCCUUUCCAAGCUACCAAACAAUGUCCAUGGAAGCUUGUCUGUUUGUGUGGUUUACUGAGCCUAUAAAAGGCGGAUUUGAUGAAUGAGAAAGUAGAAAUUAGGUUUUCAGUCACUCCAUCUUGUUCCUUUGUUAUGGUAUCAGAGCCUGGGAUAAAACCCUAGCCGCCACCCCUCUUUUCCAAUGGCUGAUAAUCAAGCCGAACAACAGCAACAGCCAGACCCUCAACCACAAGAUCCACCAAAUAUUCUUGAUCAUGCAUCUGACCCCUUCUUCCUCCAUGGUUCUGAGCAACCUGGAUCCCUUCUUGUUGCUGAAAAACUCACAGCAACCAACCACAAUGAUUGGAGCAGAGCUAUGCUCAAUGCCCUUGCAGCCAAAAACAAGCUGGGUUUCAUCAAUGCUUCCAUUCCAGAACCACCACCCACAGAUCCAAGACAUGGAGUUUGGACACGCAACAAUGUUAUGAUUCUCAGCUGGAUCCAGCAAGCCACUUCUUCAGAGAUCCGCAAGACCAUUCUCUCCAGCAAAACAGCAGCAGAAGCUUGGAAAAGUCUUCAAACCAUAUAUGGAUCUGGUGAUCUUAUUCGCAUUGCAGAGCUUGAAGAAGCACUCUCUUCACUUCAGCAAGGUAACCAGACUGUAACUGAGUACUAUGGUAGAAUGAUUACUCUCAAAGAUGAGUUAGAGAAUUAUCAACCUCUACUGCCAUGCUCUUGUACCCCAACCAGUCACAAUACCUGUGUUGGCAUGCUAACUGCUCAUCAGUACCAAGAAACAAGUUAUGUUAUUAAGUUCCUCAGAGGCCUCAAUGAAAAUUUCUCUGGAGUCAGAGCUCAAGUCCUAUUUGGAGAUGAAUUGCCAAACAUCAACAGGGUCUUCCAAAGGAUGCUUCAACACGAAAGACAACUCUAUGGAACUCAAUCUGGAAAGUUAAUAGCAUCUAUGAAACAGAUUCUUCAGCAAUGGCAUUUCAAGGAGGCAACAGGAGGCCAAACCAAAAUUCCAAACCUCCUUACUGCACAUUCUGCAGAAGGGAAGGUCACACUGAAGACAUAUGUUUCCAGAAAUAUGGAUGGCCUCCUGGAAUGACCAGACCUUCCUCCUUGACACCUAGCACAAUCACCACUUGUUCUUACUGCAAAAAGAGGGGACACACUGAAGACAAGUGUUUUUCAAAACAUGGCUAUCCUGCUAAUUUUGUGCCUAGGAACCCAAAUUCAGUUGCUGGUCGAGGAAGACCUGCUGUGAACUCUGCUAUCACUAAUGCUCCAUCAGAUGAAGUCAAACUCUCAAGAGCUGACUAUGACAAGCUUAUGAGCCUGAUGAAUGCUCAAAAACCUACAACCUCUUUCUCUGCUGCUGCCUUUGUCACCAACAAAGGUAUUCUUCCAACUCCUAUCUUUAAUGUUUUUUCCUCUACACAGACAAUGUGGAUAGUCGACACUGGAGCAUCAGACCACAUUGUCUGCUCCCUCUCUUACUUACAAGAUCCUCAACCAUUGACAAACAUCUUCAUAACUCUACCCACUGGAACUAAAGUCCAAGCCACACAUUCUGGCACAGCUGUUUGCAAUGAUGCAAUCACCCUUCAAAAUGCACUGUUUGUUCCCAAUUUUUCCUUCAACCUUCUAUCUGUGAGCAGACUCACCUCCACAUCAAACCUCAGCUUAUCUUUUCAAUCUACCAUGUGUCUUAUACAGGAUCUGGAGCAGAAGAGAGUGAUUGGUUCUGCUAGCCUUCACAAUGGCCUUUAUUACCUCCAAGCAACAUACACCCCUAAGUUGAUCUCUGCAGCUUCCAGAACUCCCUUUGACUUAUGGCACUUUAGAUUAGGACAUGUUUCCCACUCUAAAAUCCCUAUUCUCAGCCAAUUUUGUACCUCCAUUACCACACAGAGAGAUCAACCUUGUGAUGUAUGUCAUUUUGCAAAACAAAAACGUCUUUCAUUUCCUGUAAGCCAGUCUGUAACUCAAUACCCCCUUGAACUACUCCAUGUAGAUAUCUGGGGUCCUAACUCUAUCCCUUCUUAUGAUGGCUACAAGUAUUUUUUGACAAUUGUGGAUGACUUCUCUAGAAUGACAUGGAUCAUUCUUCUCCAUCUCAAAUCAGAAACUAGACCAAAACUGAUAGCUUUCUGCACUCAGAUGCAAAGAAAAUUUCAAAAACAAAUCAAAACCAUCAGGUCUGAUCAAGGCCAAGAAUUCCAAAUGUAUGAUUUUUUCACAUCAACAGGCAUUUCUCAUGAAAUGUCCUGUGUAGAAACCCCACAACAGAAUAGCAAAGUUGAGAGAAAACAUUAACACAUUCUUGCUGUGGCUCGAGCUCUCCAAUUCCAAGCUCAUCUGCCACCAGCUUUCUGGGCAGAUUGUGUAAAACAUGCUGUCCAUCUCAUUAAUAGAGUUCCCACAGCAGUUCUUCUAAACCAGACACCCUAUCAUCUUUUCUACAAACAGCCACCUGACCUCACAGAGUUAAGAGUUUUUGGUUGCCUUUGCUAUGCCUCCACCCUAGCCAAUCACAGAACAAAGUUCCAACCUAGAGCUAGAAAAACAAUAUUCAUAGGAUAUACUCCUGGCAUCAAAGGAUACAGGCUAUAUGAUUUACAAUCUCAUGAAGUAUUUACUUCACGAGAUGUCAUAUUCUAUGAGUCUCAUUUUCCCUUCCAAGAAAUACAGUCUGAUGAU
This is a messenger RNA of Linum trigynum, 3225 nucleotides long. NCBI's taxonomy places the organism in Eukaryota, Viridiplantae, Streptophyta, Magnoliopsida, Malpighiales, Linaceae. The record is from the annotation of a GenBank genome assembly.